AUGGAAGCGACUCUCUCAAUUUUAUCGGCCUCGCUGAAGGAGGCAGCUUCGCAGCUAGAAGGUCCGUUGAACUCGGAACGUCUCGCUGCCCUGCACGACCACCGCGAAGGGAAACUGCCCGAUGCUGUCCUGAGUGAGCUGGCAGCGCAAACAUGCGACCUCCUGCAUCAGGUCGAGCAGCUGUUGGAGCCAUCGUCCCUAGUGCUCGCCGACCAUUUCCUGGGCUAUCUCAACUCCAAAUGCCUUUGCGCAGCUGUUGAACUCCACAUUCCAGAUCUCCUCGUGAAUGGGCCUCAGCAUUUGGCAAAACUGGCCCGGUUGUCAGGGGCCAGAGAGGACCGGCUGCGCCAGGUUCUUCGAAUGCUGCACAACAACGGAAUCUUCGCUUACUCCCCGGACGCCGACACGUACAGCAACAACCCGACCUCUGAGAUGCUGAGAACGGAUCAUUGGACUCAAUGGCACAACUGGGUUGAUCUGUACGCCAAUGAGUUCUACGACAUGGCAAAGGGAAUUCCGGCCUCGCUCAAGCAGGGCACGGUGCGCACCCCGGCACAGAUCAACUUCGAUACCGACGAGAACAUGUUUGACUACUUCACGCGCCGUGGGUGGCUACCACGAUUACAUCGGACACUUGGAGGUGGAGCUACCGCGCAGGCUCCUGGUAUCCUGGCCGACUAUCCUUGGGAGGAGUUUGGCGACAAGAGCUUCCUCGAUAUCGGAGGGGGUGAAGGUGCAUUGAUUGCGCUGAUACUGCGCAGACAUCCUGGCAUGCGCGCCGCACUACUCGAUACGCCCAAGGUCAUUGAGCAUGCUCGGCCGCUGUUCCGAGAUGGAAAGUAUGCAGAUGUUGGCGAGCGGGUGCCAGAUGACAACUUGAUCGCGGGGGACUUUUUGAAGAGCAUUCCGACCUUUGAGUUCUACACGAUGAAAUGGUGCCUGCACGACUGGGACGAUGAGAAGACUACAAUCGUACUGCAGAACAUUCGCAGAGCUAUCCAGGCAACCCCCGACAGCCGCCUCGUAGUUAUGGAGUCUAUUCUGGCAGAUGGACGCAGUCGCCGACUCUCACGGUAUGGGGACCUCACUAUGAUGGUCAGUGCGGAUGGACAGGAGCGAACUGAGGCGCAAUGGCGCUCGCUCGCCGGCCGCACUGGAUGGGAGAUCCGGAAGGUCCGGACUCUGAGGGGAGCAUGGCCCUGUGCCAUUGAGAUGAAACCGGUCUGA
Molecule: messenger RNA, 1227 nt
Organism: Aspergillus puulaauensis
Lineage: Eukaryota; Fungi; Ascomycota; Eurotiomycetes; Eurotiales; Aspergillaceae
Gene: gliM
Product: O-methyltransferase gliM
Exons: 2
Coding region: 1-1227 (408 amino acids)
Molecular function (GO): O-methyltransferase activity
Source: RefSeq, a predicted model, not a curated record